Molecule: messenger RNA, 1508 nt
Organism: Chenopodium quinoa (quinoa)
Lineage: Eukaryota; Viridiplantae; Streptophyta; Magnoliopsida; Caryophyllales; Amaranthaceae
Product: premnaspirodiene oxygenase-like
Exons: 3
Coding region: 392-1351 (319 amino acids)
Molecular function (GO): iron ion binding; heme binding; monooxygenase activity
Source: RefSeq, a predicted model, not a curated record
AAUUUUCAUGAAUUCUGUUGUAAUUUUUUGCAAUUGUUUGCGUGAUUAUGUUACAACUGCUAAGUAUAAUUGAAAUUGCAUGUUUUCUGUUAUUAAUUCAACCCCAAUUUCAUAUUGUAAAUAAUUAGGGUUCAUGUAAGUGUAAAUUAAUUUGGGGGUUUUUGAUAUUUCAAUUAGGCAGUAAAAUUAAGGUUAGAUUAUGGUAAUUGUGUUCAAAUACAAUUAAAUUCAAUGAAAAUUUGGCAGUAGAAAUGGUCACACUACCUCCGAAUUACGAGAACAAUUUUUUUCCAGAAGUCGAAUCUAUUCUUCGUCGCCGUUUGUUUUCUGAAACCUCUGUCAUAUAACAAUCAGGUUCAGGAAACAGAAAUUGAAGCAGCUCAGAAUUGGAAUGAACAAAAAAGACAAAGAUGGAGAAGAGUUUAAAACACUAAUAGCAGAUAUGGCAGCAGCAUCAUCUGGCUUUUCAAUUGGAGACUUAUAUCCGUCAUUGAAAUUUAUAAGUACAAUUAGUGGAAUGAAAGGGCAACUUCAAGAUAUUGUCAAGAGAAUUGACACAUUGAUGGAUCCUAUAAUUGAAGAGCAUAUGGCUAAGAAAAAACAAGGUAUUAAAGACCAAGACGAAGACUUGAUUGAUGUUCUUCUAAAUUUCCACAAAGACAACCUACGUCUUAACACCGAUUUUUCUCUUACUACCAACAACAUCAAGGCCAUAGUUGUGGAGUUGUUUGGUGGUGGAAGUGAUAAAUCUUCAACUGUAAUCGAGUGGGCAAUCUCUGAGUUGUUAAAGAAUCCUACAAAGAUGGCAAAGGCUCAAGAUGAGGUGAGACGAGUAUUGCAAGGAAGUGAGACAAUAAUUAAUUAUGAGGCAAAUCUAGAUAAGCUCAAGUAUUUGAAACUCGUAAUCAAAGAAACUUUAAGGCUUCAUCCCCCUUUCCCUUGCUUGGUCCCAAGAGAGUCCUUAACGAGAUGUGAAAUUGAUGGUUAUGAAAUACCUACGAAAACCCGAAUUUUCAUUAAUGCAUGGGCUAUUGGAAGGAAUCCGAAACAUUGGACAAACCCAGAAGAGUUUAAUCCCGAAAGAUUUGAAGAAUCUUCAAUUGAUUACAAGGGAAUGCAUUUUGAGCUAAUUCCAUUUGGCUCUGGAAGGAGGGUGUGCCCAGGAAUGGGACUAAGUAUCACCACAAUCGAGCUCGUGCUAGCCAUGUUGCUAUAUCAUUUUGAUUGGAAGUUACCUUAUGGGAUUGGACCCGAAGAAUUGGACAUGGAUGAGAAUUUUGGCAUAGUAGGGAGGAGGAAGAUUGACUUGCAAGUAAUUCCUUUGCUAUACACUUUCUCAGGUUUCAAAUGAUAUAAAUAGCAUUUUUGUUGCUAUAUAAAUAAACCAUCUUGGUUUUGUAUGGCAAUAAUCUAAUACAAAGUAUUUUCUUUCAAAUAAGUGAUCUCGGGAUCAUACUUCAUUACUUGUAAUAUUUACAUGUAUGUUUAAUUAUUAAUGGUCUUUUGUU